CCAAGACGAAUCUUAAUGCGGAGGAGAAAAGAAAGGUGUGGAACGGAAUGGCUGAGUACACCAAGAAUGUCAUUAGAAAGGUGGAAGAGGUCUUGGAGAGGUUAGAAGUGGUGCGUUUUUCCGGAAGUGAAGUGGUUCUUUAUGAGGAAAAAGAUAAUCUGAUUCAGAAGUAUCAUUUGUUGGUAAAAAAAUUGCGCGAGGAAAAAGAAACUAUUUCGCGGCAGAUGGAAAAAAAAAUAAUGAUUGUGACUCCUCUUCGUCAAAAGACAGUCAAGAGCGGUUAUUGUUAUUUUUGUGAUACCAGUUAUGAGACUGACUUUCCUUAUAAAUUAAAGGUCGAAGAGCAAAAUACGUUGGGGAUUGUGAUUCCUGAAGGAGCAGCUUUUUGUUCUCAAGAGUGCUUGUUAAAUCACUGUAAGGAAUAUAAAAAUCGCGAAAAACUGCGCCAGGCGGAAGAAAAAAGAAAUAAAGAAAAAAUUGCUCAAGACAAAAAAAUGGUUACUGAAAUUCAAGGACGAAUGGCCGAUUUGACCGAAAGAAUAAACAGGUUAGAAAGAAGAGAGUGA
Molecule: messenger RNA, 566 nt
Organism: Paraglomus occultum
Lineage: Eukaryota; Fungi; Glomeromycota; Glomeromycetes; Paraglomerales; Paraglomeraceae
Source: the annotation of a GenBank genome assembly